AUGACAACAAUUGACUUUUGUUGGAUACAUAUAAUUUGUUAUCUCAAUUAUCUAAUCUUUGAAGUGAUAACACGGAAAUAAAAUAAUUUUAUUGUUCUAUUAAAAGAUAAAGGUUAGAGGUCACAUUAUUGUUAAAUUAAAUCGAAGAUGGUGGCCGAUGGCAUAAGGGCACAAACACAUUGACCUAAAUUUCAUCCUCUGAAAACUGUUCCGUCAUGAUCUUGAACUUUGUAGCGGGCAUAAGCUGCGAGAAAUUGUUCAAUAAUGCAAAACUGCUGUAUUUAAAAUAAUUCUGAUCAUAAUUUAUAAAACAAAGCAAACAAUAGACUUCGUCGCAAUCGUGUGCAUAAAGUGUUCCAGGUUUUAGUCGCAUAAUUGCACAAAGAUGAAUAUCUUGAAAUUAAAACAGUCAAGAAUUAUACAUUUAUGUUUUGCCAUCACUUUCUUCACUUCAGGAGUGAUUGUUAAUCUUAUACAAUGCUUCUUCUACCUCACAUUAAGGCCCUUCAACCGAAGACUUUACAGGAAACUGAACUGGUAUUUUUGUUUCACUAUUUAUUCACAAUUGGUUUUUUUGGGUGAUUGGUGGUCAGGUUCCCGAAUCAUAUUUUACGUUGAUAGAGAAGAUUUUGACAAAUAUUUUGGCAAAGAACACUCUUAUUGUGUCAUGAAUCACACCUAUGAGAUUGACUGGCUAGUGGGGUGGAUGAUUUGUGAUAGGUUACACAUGUUAGGGAAUUGUAAAGCUUAUGCAAAAAAAGUUGUACAGUAUAUACCAGUGUUGGGUUGGGGGUGGAAAUGUUCAGAAUUUGUAUUUUUGGAAAGGUCAUUUGACAAAGACAAGAGAGUGAUAGAUACGCAAGUUACGGAAUUGGCUGAACAUCCGGAUCCAAUGUGGUUAUUGCUCUUCCCGGAAGGCACGCGCUUCACUCCGACAAAACACAAAAUCUCCCUCGAAUUCGCCCGUCAAAAGAACCUCCCCGAAUUAAAACACCACCUUCUUCCAAGAACCAAGGGCUUCACAGCUAGUCUGCCUUCGAUGAAAGGCAAAGUGCCAGCAAUUUACGACAAUGAAAUUUGCUUUAAUGAGAAUGAUCCCUACAAACCCACCAUUAGAAACAUGUUAUUUGGGAGACCUGUAACGGCUCAUAUAUACAUGAGACGCAUUCCUUUAGAAGACGUGCCACAAACUGAACGCGAACAAGAAGACUUUCUCAGAGAGAUGUUUGUGAGAAAGGAUAAAUUGAAAGAUAGUUUUGCGAAAACGGGGGAUUUUUUUGCCACUUCGGGUAUUUCCAGAGUAGAACCCUUCGAGUUGGAACGUAGGAUUAAUUCUGUUAUAAAUAUCGUAGUUUGGGUUGCUUUAAUUUGUUUUCCCAUGGUGUAUUAUUUAAUUAAGUUGUUGUUUAGCGGAGAGUUGCUUUAUUUUUCUAUUGGCGCCAGCAUCAUAGGAGCUUUUUACUUGUUGUUGAACAAAACAAUUGGAAUGUCUGAGAUUGACAAAGGAUCGUCCUAUGGUACAAACACUCCAAAGAAGGUCGCAUAAGUAGUGCUUUUAAUAGUAUUAUUUUAAAUGUUAGACAUUGCGUUGUCUGUGCCAAGCUGUUAGGCAUUUAUCAAUCACAAAGUUCAUUUUUAAAAUCAAAUUUAGCGUUAAACGCAACAAAUUAAACAUUGUUGAUAUUUAGAAUCUGGAGAUAUUAAGAUUUGUUGUUUUUUACUGUAGAUUGGGUUAAGACUCACAAUUAAACAAUAGGAGCAACUGUAUUAAGUUAUUAAGAAUUUUGUUUUGUUAAUAUGUUACAAAUAGGGAAAAGAAAAGUUUGAAGUA
Tribolium madens (black flour beetle) is the source of this 1831-nucleotide messenger RNA. RefSeq names its product 1-acyl-sn-glycerol-3-phosphate acyltransferase delta-like. Gene Ontology annotation, cellular component: endomembrane system. The coding region runs from base 386 to 1546 and encodes 386 amino acids. The transcript is spliced from 6 exons. Gene Ontology annotation, molecular function: 1-acylglycerol-3-phosphate O-acyltransferase activity. The record is from RefSeq and is a predicted model, not a curated record. NCBI's taxonomy places the organism in Eukaryota, Metazoa, Arthropoda, Insecta, Coleoptera, Tenebrionidae.